UUCGAUUUCUAUCCAUUGAGCUCUCCAAGCACAACAACAUGGCUGUCUUCAAUCGUCUCCUUGUUCUACUGAUUGUCUAUUGCUCUUUCGGUUUCGCACUAGGAAGCCGAGUGAGCAUCACCAACAACGGCUAUCGCGACAUCGUCGUGGCCAUUUCACCUGACGUCCAGCAGGACAAAGCUGUUUACUUGUUGUCUAACAUUCAAACAAUCAUCACCCAGGCUUCGGCUGAUUUGUAUGCAGCUACACGACAAAGAUCCUACAUCCAGUCGGUGCAAAUUCUAAUUCCACAGACGUGGGUAAACAUCACGACCAAUUCCAGCACUUGGGAGACCUUCCAGGACGCUGAAAUUCAAAUCGACCUUCCAAAUUCGAAAUACGGUGACAGGCCGUAUACCGUGCAAUUAGGCGGAUGCGGCGAUCCUGGCCAGUACAUUCAUUGGACGCCAAAUUAUGUCUUGAAUUCCAGUUCCAGCCAAAUGCAAUCUCAAUUCGGCCCAGCAGGCAAAGUGUUCGUGAAGGAAUGGGCCCGACUUCGCUACGGUGUUUUUGAAGAGCACGGCUACACAGGUGCGGACACUACUUUCCCAACCUUCUAUCGGCCAGGAUCUGCCCAGCAGUCAGCUGAUAUGGUGCCCAAUGUUUGCUCCAACGUACCAGUUGGCUUUACGGUUGACUACGGUUGCGGGGUGGACCCUCAAACAGGCCUUUACAAUUCAAAUUGCAUGUAUAGUUUUACGAAUACGUUUAAGCCAACGUCAUCCAUCAUGUCUGACAACAGAAUGCUCUCCUCGGCAACGCAUUUCUGCGAUGACGAUCCAUCCAGCCUUCACAAACACAACCGAGAAGCACCGACCAAGCAAAACGCUGUUUGUGACACGCAAAGUGUUUGGUCGGUAAUUUCGAAGCACGCCGAUUUCGCCGGCAAUAACAAUCUACCUGCCACCAUCGCCAAUGUCAAACCGACGUUCAACAUAGUUCGAGUUUUGACCGGUGCUCGCUACGUUCUCGUUACUGACGUUUCCUCAAGCAUGCGCAGUCAUAAUCGAAUCGGGAGAUUAAACGAGGCGGCCCGUCGUUGGAUCAAAUACGAUGUUAGAAAUGGCACUUCUUUGGGUAUCGUCCAAUUCAGUACAUCGGCGACGAUGCUGAGUGGCAUGACUGUGGUGAAUAGUGAGACACGCCAACAAUUGAUGGAUAAAGUUCCGACCAGUACAGAAGUCUAUACGUGUAUAGGAUGUGGUCUCCAGAUGGCUCUAAAUAUGUUGAAAUCUGGUGGUAAAGGAGGAGUGAUCGUAUUGGUGACUGACGGCUCGGAAAACAUGCGGCCGUACAUAGAGGCUAUGUAUCCCCAAUUAAUCGAUGCUCAAGUUCAAGUCGUGUCUGUCGCAUUCGGUCGCAAUGCUGAGAAUAAAAUGGAAAAUUUGGCUACCAAAACCAACGGGAAAAGUUACUUCAUCAACGACAACGGUCAAAACGACGAACUGAACGACGCUUUCACCGGUUCAUUAACCUAUCAACCGGCCGUGCCUUCUGAUGAACUUACCGUUAUUCUCUUCCAACAAAAAUACCAAAAAAACAUCCAGUUUGAAGAUUUUGUCACCGUCGACUUCACCGUCGGCCGAUCCCUUACCUUCCGUCUCGAAUAUACAAAUCGCAAUUACAUUGUGAGCUUCUCUGUACAAUCGCCUAGCGGCCAAGAUUACAACCAGGUCACCUAUGACGACACCGCAAAAUUGGCUUACAUCAUCAUUCCCGACCUUGCCGAAGAAGGAGAUUGGAAAUUCACGCUGACUGUGACCUCUGCUUAUUCUCAAGAUUACGCCAGCGUUAUCGUCACAUCAAAAUCGAGAGUCGAUUCAGCGGCGCCAAUCACCGUCGAAUGCUCCGUCCCGAGUGGAACGGUCGUCUACAAUGCUUCCGCUACUGCCGUCCGUCUUGUGGCCGUUGUCAAGCAAGGCCGUAACCGUGUCAUCGGAGCUAACGUCAGGGCUUACAUAGAAGCGCCUAACGCUGCACUUGAAGUAGUCGAUUUGGAAGACACUGGCGUCGGAGCCGACACCAACAAAAAUGACGGUAUCUAUUCACGCUACUACGUGGCCCUUAGUCUUACUGGACGCUACACUUUGGUGUGUAAAGUCAACAGCACCCAGACGACUUACAUCGAAAACGGUUCGACCGCACGACAACGAUCCGCUAUGGGAAAUUUCAACCGCGUCCAAUCCGGUGGCGCUUUUAGGGUGGAACAGCCAAAAAGAAAUCCCUACCCACCCAGUCGAGUCACGGAUUUAAAAGUCGUAGCAAUGCAAGUUGAUCAAAUGUCUUUGACCAUUGAAUGGACGGCCUCUGGUGACGAACUCGAUGUUGGAACGGCGUCUGCAUAUCAGAUCAAAUAUUCGACUACGUUUGACAAUCUGAUGGACAACAAUUUCGAUUCAAACGUGGCUGUGCAAUUUCAAUCGCAUGACGUCAUCGAUGGCAGCUUGCAACCGCUGGAAUCCGGCAACAAGCAACGCGUGUCCCUCCGGCUUCCUUCAACGGCUGACGACGUGACAUAUUAUGUCGCUCUAAGAGCUGUUAACAAUAAAGGGUUACCUAGCCUCACUUCCAAUGUCGUCUCAGUCAAAAUUGUUGCUGUGAAACCACCGCCAACGCAACCACCGACCACUCUAGCGCCUCCCCCUACAUCCAGCAGCUUAACCGCUGGAUGCAAUGGAGUAUUGACGACCUCCAGCGGAUUGUUAACAUCUCCCAACUACCCCGGCGUCUACCCCAAUAACUACAACUGCCAAUGGACCAUACGAUUGGCACCUGGCUCCAAAAUCCGUUUGACUUUUAGCCAUUUUGCAAUCGAAAGUCCUUUCGACUACGUGGAGGUGUACGAUGGAUCUUCCAUCUCUACUACUCGGCUUUUGAAGCACAGCGGAUCGACCCUGCCCAGCGCAUCCAUUGUUUCCUCGUCGAACGUAAUGCUGGUACGUUUCGUCACCGAUUCCACUGGCAAUUAUUUCAGAGGAUGGAGGGCUACCUACACGCUCGCCUAACAAUGUCCUUUUUAUUUGAAUACGUGAUUAGACUUUGGUGAUGUAAACCUUCUUUAUGGUCAACAAUAUUAUUGAUUCAAUACAUAGAUUUUUAGCAGCAUCA
Daphnia magna is the source of this 3147-nucleotide messenger RNA. RefSeq names its product calcium-activated chloride channel regulator 4. NCBI's taxonomy places the organism in Eukaryota, Metazoa, Arthropoda, Branchiopoda, Diplostraca, Daphniidae. The record is from RefSeq and is a predicted model, not a curated record.